ACGAUCAGGAGUAUAUCGAGACGCACAGUUCAGAUGCGAUCGUAAAAGCCUCAUGACGUGUCUCAUCGUGCGUGCUUGGAUGGAUUGGACGGGUAGGAUUCAAGGCUUACAGGAUGGGAUCAUUCGAUCUCUGUGGCUCCUGCGCUAGGUCGCCCUCUUCGUCGUUCUUCUUCUCCCUUGCUCAGCCAGACUUCUUUGCCGCUUCGUUGGUUGCUUCGCCGCAUCUUCUUAUUCUUCUGGUGUUUUGCAUGAAGUCGUCUAGGAAGCAAGGGCAAGACAUUAAACCCAGCUCUCACGGACGACGGUCACGAAGAUAUUGCCAAGUGGAAGGAUGAAAUAGCCAGCAAGAAAUGGCCCAACAAAGUGUAGAUUCUAAAACUGAGCCUGGUCCAGGCAGCUCUAAAACAGGUUUGCCAGGUGAUAAGCUAUUGACUGCUACAGUGAAGAAGACAGCAUUGAGAGAGCUGCCGAAUGAUAAUAGGGUCACAGUUUCAGCCUCUAUUGGAGGCUCCUCAAUUUUAAAGGAGAAGGGCCGCUGUACUGAUUCUAAUAGAGUUUCAGGCACCAAGAGACCCUCUUCUGAGUUCCCAAUGAAUCACAAUCACCCCCAAUCUCCAGGCAAUAAUGCUGGAAAUGGACAUCUUGUUUAUGUACGUAGAAAAGCUGAAGCAGACUUGGGCAAGAGCACUGCUUGUGGGAACCCGAGUAGUAGUGCCUAUAGUCCAAUUUCAGGUUCCAGGCAACCUGGUGAAGAUGAGACUGCUCAACCAAAAUCUCAGAUAAAGGAGCCAAAGGUCUCUUGUUUUCCUGCUUUUGCACCUUUUCCAAUGACUUCUUCUGUGAGCUCAUCUGGUAAACCUUCAGUUCCUUUCUCAAUUGGAAACUCUGCUAUGCGGUUAGCACCAGUAGAGUCCAGUUUUGCAACUGCUGGUCCUGCUAUUGGCAAUACAACAAGACCAAAAAAUGCACACUGGGAGGAUCAAUACCACCAAUUGCAGAUGUUUUUGAGGAAAUUGGACCAAUCUGACCAAGAAGAAUAUAUCCAAAUGCUUCAGUCACUCUCCUCGAUUGAGCUCAGUAGACAUGCUGUUGAGUUGGAAAAGAGAUCUAUUCAGCUUUCCCUGGAGGAAGCUAAAGAAUUGCAGCGGGUUGCUGUUUUAAAUAUCUUGGGAAAAUCAUUGAAAAACCUCAAAGCACCAGCAGAUAAUCACAACAGUUCAGAGAAGAAGGCAUCAACAUAAGGAAUGCUUGAUUACAUAUUUCAUUAUCUUUGUAUUUUUUCCUUAUGAUCUUUCUGCUCUCUUGCUUCUAGUGAGUGCUGGGUAAAGUUGGUGAUUGUUGUUCUGUUGUUUAUCUGGUGUUAACAUGCUGGGUUUUUCAUAGUGAUUAUGAAGGGCCCUUGGCUGUCAAAAGCGGAAAAAGGGGGAUUUGGCUGCUACUAUUGUGUAUUUAUUUAUAGGAUUGGCUACCCUGCAUUGUUGUUCAUUAAAAUGUCAAUUCUGUGCAAAUUUCAUUUGUAAGUCAUGUUUCAAUAGAUGUGCAUUAUGUGACCAAUGAA
Molecule: messenger RNA, 1558 nt
Organism: Neltuma alba
Lineage: Eukaryota; Viridiplantae; Streptophyta; Magnoliopsida; Fabales; Fabaceae
Exons: 4
Coding region: 351-1241 (296 amino acids)
Biological process (GO): regulation of DNA-templated transcription
Cellular component (GO): DRM complex
Source: RefSeq, a predicted model, not a curated record